Phacochoerus africanus (Common warthog) is the source of this 1173-nucleotide messenger RNA. RefSeq names its product C-X-C motif chemokine ligand 16 (gene CXCL16). Gene Ontology annotation, biological process: receptor-mediated endocytosis; positive regulation of cell migration; response to tumor necrosis factor. The record is from RefSeq and is a predicted model, not a curated record. Lineage: Eukaryota; Metazoa; Chordata; Mammalia; Artiodactyla; Suidae. The coding region runs from base 1 to 984 and encodes 327 amino acids. The transcript has 4 exons. Gene Ontology annotation, molecular function: chemokine activity; scavenger receptor activity; low-density lipoprotein particle receptor activity.
AUGGUCAGGCGGAGCGGGAGAAGGAAACGAAAGCCCCUGAGAAAGCAGCUGGACGCCAGGCUCCCGAGCUCGUCUGGGUGUCAGCCCGGGCGAGGCCGCCCAGAGAAGAUGCGGCUCUGGGAACUCCGGUUCUUCUUGCUCGCACUCUUUCUAGCGUGGCUGACUCCACCAGGCAAUGGCAACGAGGGCAGCAUGGCUGGAAGUUGUCCUUGCCAUAGAAGGAUUUCUUCCCACUCCCCUCCGACCGAUCACGACAUGAGACAUCUCCGGAAAUACCUGAACCACUAUCAACACUGUACUUCCUACGUCAGGUUCCAGCUACCCCGUGGGAGUGUAUGUGGAGGCAGCAGUGACCAGUGGGUGCUGAAACUGAUGGGCUGCUUUGAUCGCGGAGAAUGUGGACGUGCUCAUGCCAGAACGGUGGCCCACCAGCAGCAUUUAGCUCCUCCGAACACCCGGGUUCCUGAACUCCCAGAAAGGGCACCUCCAGACAGUAGCACCCCUGCCCAGACGAAUCUGCCAUCCACCCUGCAGCCGACCCAGAAGCCCACGCUUCCAGAAGGCAUGCCGUCCUUGGUCAAAAAGCUCAUCCCCACCAGUGAAACCGACACAUCCACUGUGGGCCACAGUCUGGGGGCUAAGUCCGAGGCCAGGGAGAACCAGGAGCAGCUAGGAAAAAAUGUGGGUGCUACAGCUGGAACAUCAGCCUUGGUGCCAGUGCUGUCCCUCUUGGUCAUCAUUUUCCUUCUCACCGGAGUCCUACUUUACGUGAUGUGCAAGAGGAGGCGGGAGCAGUCAUGUCAGUACCCUCCAGGUAAACUGGGCCUCUCAUCCCUCCUCCAGGGACCCAGAGCCCUCCUGGCAAGGAUCCUGUCCCUGGUAGCUCCAGGCAGACAAACAUGGAGGCUGUCUGCACCGUGGAUGAAAGGCCAGGAGGGAAGAGUCAGCCAGACCGCGGAUGGGGAGGGAGGGAAGCCACCAUAGCCUCAGGGACCAGUGCUCGGCCUUCAAAGCCAGGCUGUGCUUAGAGCAACAUCAGGAGGGCAGCUGGGGGUGCUCCUUGGUGGCCUAGCAGUUAAAGGAUUUGGCGUUGUUACCACUAUGGCGUGGGUUCAGUUCCUCGCCUGGGAACUUCUGCAUGCUGCGAUUGUGGCCAAAAAAAAAACCAACCAA